Messenger RNA from Seminavis robusta, 1422 nucleotides. Lineage: Eukaryota; Bacillariophyta; Bacillariophyceae; Naviculales; Naviculaceae. The record is from the annotation of a GenBank genome assembly.
AUGUCGGAUCCAGAACCAGCCAACGCCACUGCCACGGAGAGUGUGCACCUUCAAUUGAACGGAACGAAGGAGGAGGAUAAAGAAGGCAAAGCAGAAAACACGACACGCACAACCAUCCAAGUACUCACAUUUGUGGAUCCUUCCUCCUCUGAAUUGACUUGGAUGGCGAUCGGUACAUCCAAGCGAAAGUUUCGAGCGUUCUUGUCGUUUUCCAAGGCCAUUGAGACGUCCACUUCCAUCUCCAAUGACGAGAUUCAAACAAGGGCACUGUCAAUUCCAGAUGGUCCGACACACACUGCCCAGCCGAUAGCAAGCGAUGACAAUAAGGGGACUGAUGAGUGGCUGUCGUAUGAUGACAGUCUGGAACUACGAAGAAAAUUUCGUGAUUUAUGGAAAGUACGGCGACUGCUGACCACGGAUACCAGCUGGAUAAAAGAGCACAAGCCAACGCCACCUAGCAGCACUGCAGCACCAACCCCCGCCAAACGGGGAAGUUUUGACGACAAACUCUUAUUCCAAGUGGAAAGAUUUGAAGAAAUUCUUCAGGACGAAAGAGAAGCCACUCCAUCGCAGUCACUUCUAGCAUGGUUGAAGGAAAACUAUGGCGAAAAGCACACACUCAAUCUGCAAGCCGAUCGAUACUAUGGGGGCGAGUUUUCUGCUGAGGAGCAGCUGAAAACUCUACAGCAUUUCUUGGAUUGGUUUCGCUCCUUGUUUCCCUAUUACUACGAUCGAUGCGUGCAUUGUGGCGCGUCCAUGAAGGACGAUCGGGCCAAGGAGGGGACGACCAAUGACACUCAAGAUAAGGAUGAUGACGGCGACGACAGUGGCACGUACCUGGGACAGAUGUGCCCCUCCGUUGACGAGCUGAAGAUUGGCAAGGCAAGUCGGGUGGAAGUCUAUCAAUGCCAUAAAUGCCAGAAAGUGUACGGGUUUCCUCGCUUCAAUGCGGCUUGGUCCAUCGUCCAGACAAAACGAGGACGUUGUGGCGAAUACUCGAUUCUCCUCUAUCGCAUGUUGAGGGCUCUGGGGCAUGCCAAUACGGCACGGUAUGUCGUCGACUGGGCAGACCAUGUCUGGGUAGAAUUACAGAGACAGCAACAAUCUGCUGAUCAUUCCGACAAGGAUGACCAAGCCAAGUACGGAUGGAUUCACUUGGAUCCUUGCGAAGCUGCUGUCGACAAUCCAUUGCUGUACCAGAGCUGGGGUAAAAAGGCAACCUACCUGAUCGCGCUCUACGCUCCCACAGAGGCAAGCAAAGAUGUCUCAUCAGUGAUUGAGGAUGUGACCAAUAGGUACACUUCAGAUUCUUGGGAUCAAAUUGGCGAGAGGCGACAGGCUCACGGGGAGACAAAUUCUGGCAUCCAGCAAGCUAUUGACGAAUGCACCGUUCUUCUGAGGACGAAGUUGGCUUACUACUAG